Rhopilema esculentum is the source of this 1592-nucleotide messenger RNA. The record is from RefSeq and is a predicted model, not a curated record. Lineage: Eukaryota; Metazoa; Cnidaria; Scyphozoa; Rhizostomeae; Rhizostomatidae.
AUUUAUUGGUCGCUGCGGAGGAAUCUAGAAAGUUCCGUCAUAAAUUAUGCAAAUUCAGAAUAAAUCUGCGCAUGAAAACGUAAGUUUGAUUCUCUUGGGCCUACGUGUUGAGCUGACCGACAAAAACAAAUUAUGGCUGUGUAUCAGGGCAACGGGCCACCCACUAUAUUGGCAUGUAAUGCUAACUCAGACCGUGGCUGGAAUGACCCCCCUACUUUGGCAUUUGCUUCACCAACUUCAAGCACAUCAACACCACGAAAAAGACUUGAUUUGAGAAAACGUGUUGCACAUGACUGUAUCAGUGGACCAGGAAUCAACACAGGAAUGGCAAAUCUAUCACUUGGGCAGAACCCGCCAAACCAAAAUAUACAUGGUCAACAGAAUACUUAUUAUCAAAGUCAGAAUUACAAACCAAGUACACCAAAUGUGAACAGUACCUAUCCACCUUUGUAUAAUCCAAGUGCCAGCCAGCCACCGUCAAUCAAAAGUUCAUUGAACCCAUAUGAGCCGACUGGUAAUGGGCAUCCCCAAAUGCCCAAUGCAUAUGGUGGACACAGCCAAAUGCCAAUGAGUGGUUCCAUGACACCACCAGUAUUGAUGGAUCAACACCACAGCACACACCUUCCACAUGCAGCAAGUAUGCCUAAUUUGCAUAGAAGUCUCAGUGCUUCUCCACAGCCCCCAAUGAUACAAAAUAUUGCUCCACCUAUUUUCAGUGUAAAUAACCCUUCGCAGCAAGUUGCAACAGUAGGUGAAUCAUCUGCUGUUUCUGGUCAGACAAGCUCUGCUGCAAUUGAUCCUUUCCAUGUGGGUCAGCCACUUGUCAACUUCAGUGCAAAAAAUACAAGUUCUGCCAUAGGAGAUUUAGGGAAUGGUAGUUAUCAACCAGUGCCACCAAUUCCAGUCGAAAGAAUAAAUGAACAAGCUCAAAUGAAUAAAACAGUGCCUUCUCUGUCUACAGAAUACUAUGAACAUCCACAUCAUGUUCGUAGUAACUCAUUACCAGAUUUCAAACCAAUUAUGAAUGGACCUCCUCCAGUCACUGCACCUCCAGUGGAAGGUUACUAUGCUAGUAAAUCAUCCUCAGCUUGUGCAUCAAGGCAAAGAACACCAUCACCUCUUACAAACCAGACAGGGCAGAUAGAUCAACCUGUUUCUAAAGGCAUUGAUUUGGAACUUUAUACAAAUAUAAUGGAUCAGUUGCAAUUUGCCCUUGAUAAGUGUUCAGUAAAGCUGGAAAAGAGACUUUAUGAUGAUGUGAAAAGAAAGCUUGAUGUUUUAGGACAACAAUGGACCAGCGAAAAAUUCUCCCAGGAUAUUAUAAAUCGAAUUGUUUCCAUGACUGAAGCAAUAUCGAAUGGUAAUUAUGUUGAAGCAAACAGAGUCCAGCAAUCCCUAAUUGUUGACUAUUCAAGUGAGGUCAGUCAGUGGAUGGUUGGAAUAAAAAAGAUAAUAAUCACUUGUGAAAAUCUCUGAACUUUCAUUUACACAAUAUCUCCUAACUUAAGAAAUAUAUAAAUUAUAUACUUGUGUAAUCCCCAAAUUUAUAUCUGGUGUAGUAAACUUUGCAUGCUGAAGAUUCUUUAUUUUCA